AUGAACCCCACUACACUUCGUGAGGUCUCCAAUCUCUCUGGUGGCCUCGCUGAUUUAAAACAGCGACUCGCCCAACGUGUUAGUUCAAAUGUGGAUUCUUAUCGCCUUAGUUCCUGCGCGACGACAACAACAACAAUGCUGCGUUCUGGUAUUCAAGGCAUUAACGCAAACUCCAUCCAUGUGAACCGAAAGAGCAGUAAUAUAUUGCCUGAGAAGACCAGAGAAGGUUCGGGAAGUCCACAUGCGGAUCAAUAUUAUGAAGAUGAUCCCGUCUUUUGCACAGAGAUUGUAAAGGAUGUUACCGCGAUGUAUAUGGAGAGAGAAAAACAAAUGGAAGGAGAGUUGGCCAAUCACCAACUUGUGCCCUCCCCGAAGUAUUUAACAUACCAACCGGAAAUAAAUGAAAAGAUGCGUAUGAUUCUUGUGGAUUGGCUUAUUGAUGUGCAUUUAAAGUUUAAACUUCAUCCUGAGACCAUGUAUUUGGCUGUAAACAUCCUUGACCGCUAUCUCUCCUGUGUAAACACCAAACGCUCGCCGGGAACUUACGUGGCCCGAUCGCAGCUGCAGUUAGUGGGCAUCACGGCAAUGCUGCUGGCCGCGAAGUAUGAAGAGAUUUGGCCGCCGGAGGUGAAGGAGUGUGUGCACAUUAGCGCCAACACGUAUUCCCGCGAGGAAGUUAUUAAGAUGGAGCGCGGGAUCUGCGCGGCGCUCUCCUUCCGCCUCACGGUGCCCACACCAUUCCCAUUCCUAGUGCGUCUACUCAGUGUUGUGGAGGGACUGGGAGCCCAACAACAACAAUUGGAUUCCAAAAUAAUAUCAACAACAACAACUGAAGAGGAACAGACGGCAUACAUGACUUUAUUGCGGCACACCGCCUUCUUCUUUUUGGAGCACGGCAUGUUGGAUUACAAAUCUCUGCAGUUUGUUCCUUCCCAACAUGCAAAUGCCGCCUUAUUUCUCGCCCUUGUGACUCUGCGGAUUAAACAACAUGGAAUUACAUAUUCCUUCGCAGGGGAGACGGUGUGGAAUCGACAUCUGCAGCACUACAGUAAAGCGCAGGUGCGGGAUUUCAAGGCGUGUGCGGUGGUGAUGUUGGAGUUUGUGAGUUACGUGCCCACCACCAAAUAUCAGGCUGUGAGGCGAAAGUACAGCAGUUCAAAGUACGGCGAGGUGGCGAAGUUUAUUAUGCCCAAUGAAGUGCCAGACUAUUGA
Messenger RNA from Trypanosoma theileri, 1212 nucleotides. Its product is annotated as putative CYC2-like cyclin, putative,cyclin 6. The record is from RefSeq and is a predicted model, not a curated record. Gene Ontology annotation, cellular component: cyclin-dependent protein kinase holoenzyme complex; centrosome; nucleus. Gene Ontology annotation, biological process: regulation of cyclin-dependent protein serine/threonine kinase activity; mitotic cell cycle phase transition. NCBI's taxonomy places the organism in Eukaryota, Euglenozoa, Kinetoplastea, Trypanosomatida, Trypanosomatidae. Bases 1 to 1212 code for a protein of 403 amino acids. The transcript has a single exon. Gene Ontology annotation, molecular function: cyclin-dependent protein serine/threonine kinase regulator activity.